Molecule: messenger RNA, 3117 nt
Organism: Aspergillus welwitschiae
Lineage: Eukaryota; Fungi; Ascomycota; Eurotiomycetes; Eurotiales; Aspergillaceae
Product: cytochrome P450
Exons: 8
Coding region: 61-3117 (1018 amino acids)
Molecular function (GO): heme binding; monooxygenase activity; oxidoreductase activity, acting on paired donors, with incorporation or reduction of molecular oxygen
Source: RefSeq, a predicted model, not a curated record
CAUCCCCUCACCCACAUCCCUUACCGCAACCCCGCAAAGCGAAUCUCAUCCUCUCUCAUUAUGCUGGUCUACCUUACGAACUUCUUCAUAGCAUGGCUCGCCUACUUUUGGCAGCCGAAGCAACAACCCUGCAGUAGUUUAACCCUGCCACAUAUCCCCGGGGUUGACAUCAUAUCCAUGACGCGCCAAGAGGUCCAUAACUACAGCGUAGCAGCCUCCCCGCCAUACAAUCUCGCAGACGUACACAAUCUUGACUUCUGCAACGUAUCCGUCACUCUGACUCACCCUGGUGAAGAUGACACCGUCUCCGUCUCUGUCUGGCUCCCCCUAAACAACUGGAACGGCCGUUUCCAGGCUACUGGUGGCGGCGGCCUCGCAGCCGGAAUCAUUGGCUUAGCACCAGCUCACCCAGUCAGCCAGGGCUACGCAACAGCUGCUACCGAUGGCGGACUAACCUUGAAUGGAACCAGUAAUCCCCAGACGGGGGCCUGGAUUCUGCGCCCCGACGGUUCCAUCAACACUGCUCUGCUACUGAACUUUGCCCAUCGCUCGAUCUAUGACAUGACUAUCAUCGGGAAGACUCUCACCGAGCGCUUCUACGGAUCCCCGCCAAGAUACUCCUACUGGAGCGGCUGCUCUACCGGCGGCAGGCAGGGAUACUUUGCUGCAGCAAAGUAUCCGAAUCUCUUUGGUGGAGUUCUCGCCGGUGCACCGGCCCUCAAUUUCCCACGUUUGAUCGGGUAUAUGUUCUGGCCGCCGGUGCAUAUGUUCCAUUCCGCAGCGCCGCCACAGUGCGUCUUUGACACCUUUUGGAAGGCAAUUAUAGACGAAUGCGAUCCACUUGAUGGAGCCACGGACGGGUUGAUAUCGGAUUACAAUCCACAGAGCUGCCCAUUCAAUCCCGAAACACUUGUUGGGCACACGGUAACAUGUCCAGAGAUGGGCUCAGAUUCCCCAGUGACCAUCACAGCCCAGCACGCCACCCUCGUCAAGCAAAUCCUGCAGGGCCCCGAUCUACAAGAUCACCCCAACCUCUGGACAGGCCUUCCACCGGGCGCCUCAUUCCGCGGAACGGCAAACACACAAGCAAUCAACGGAUCCAUCGUCAGGCCCGUCCCCUUCUUCCCCAUCAUCGGCUGGAUUAAGAACUUCGUUUAUCGGGACCCGGACUACAACGUAUUCGACAUGACCUUCGAUGACUUCAAUACCGCCUACCGCCUCACGCUGGACGGUUACAAUGGCAUUCUCGGAUCGGAUGAUCUCAAUCUCUCUGAUUUUCGUCAUGCAGGGGGGAAGCUAUUGACCUGGCACGGGUUGGCAGAUGAGUUAAUUCCAGCGUCGUGGACGAAUGCAUUCUGGGAGGGGAUUGAUAAGAAGGACGGUGCGGAUGUGGAUGAGUUCUAUCGGAUUUUCCUUGCCCCUGGGCUGGGACACUGCUCGGCUGGGCAUGGACCGAAACCAAUUGAUCCAUUGGGCGCGUUGGUGCGCUGGGUGGAGGAGGGGAUUGCGCCUGAUAGGUUGAGUGCGGCGGCUGUCAAGGCGGAUGGGAAGGAGGUGACGAGGGAGUUGUGUCGGUAUCCGGCGACGCUGGUUGUAUAUAUUUUCUUCGCCUUUUUUACCCGCAAGAGCAAGCAUCCGCCUCUACCUCCCGGUCCUCGACGGAAGCCCAUCGUGGGUAAUCUCUGGGACCUGCCCGAUCCAAGCCAGCAGGAUUGGCAGCACUGGCUGAAGCACAAGCAUCGCUAUGGCCCAAUUAGUUCACUCAGCAUCAUGGGCCAAACCAUCAUCGUCCUGAACGACGCCCGACUAGCGGUGGAAUUACUCGAGUCACGAUCGUCGAUCCACUCCUCGCGUCCACAACAACACUUCGCAGAGAUGGCGGGUUGGAACAACGUCCUCGGAGCGGUGAAGCAGUCCCAGCGCUUCCGAGCAACGCGCAAGAACCUGCAUAGGGAGAUUGGCUCCAACGUUUCGGUCGCUCGAUUCAAUGAAAUCCAGACAGCGGAGGUGGGUCGGUUUCUACUGAGGGUGCUGGAUGCGCCGGAUAAGCUGAUGAAGCAUAUACGCAAAGAGGCGGGCGCAAUCAUACUAAAGGUAGGGUAUGGAUAUACCAUCGAACCGCAUGAUCAAGACCCAUUGGUUGAUCUGGCCGACAAAGCAAUGAUGGAUUUUUCGAUGGCCAUGCUUCCAGCCACAUGGGCAGUGGACUUUUUCCCACCCCUAUCUUCCAUCCUGGUUUCCAGGCACAGAAUUCUAUUGAAGAUCGCACAACGCUAUCGAAAGAAUGUCACGGCAUUUAGCGACAUCCCAUACGCAUUCGUGAAGGAACAAAUGCGCACUGGCCGCUUUGUUCCCUCUUUUCUCUCCAACCUCCUCGAGAGCAGUGACCUAGAGCCUGGAUCCGAAGAAGAGAACACGGUCAAGUGGUCGGCUGGAUCGCUUUACGCUGGGGGUGCAGAUACGACCGUCUCCUCCAUAGCCAGCUUCUUUCUCGCAAUGGCCCUCUUCCCCGAAGUGCAGCGCAAGGCGCAGCAGGAACUCGACACGGUGAUCGGAACAGAUCGACUGCCGCAGUACGCGGACCGGGAACAUUUACCUUAUAUCAAUGCGUUAGUCAAAGAGACGUUCCGAUGGCAUCCAGUGGUACCCAUGAGCCUCACCCACACCUCAACCGCCGAUGAUGUAUGCGAGGGAUACUUUAUCCCUAAGGGGUCAUCAGUUCUUGCCAAUAUAUGGGCAUUCACCCACGACCCAGCAGCCUACCACGACCCCAUGACCUUCAAACCCGAACGAUUCCUUGGCCCAAAGCCAGAGCGAGAUCCUCACUUCCUUGUAUUCGGGUUCGGUCGACGAGUCUGUCCGGGGCGGACUCUGGCUGAUGUGAACGUGUAUCUCACUGUCGCUCAAGCACUUGCUGUGUUUGAGAUCUCGAAGCCAGUGGAAAACGGGAAAGUUAAGGAUGUUCAGCCGGAAUUUCUGCCCGGUGUCAUCAGCCAUCCUGCGCCGUUUGAUGUGUCUAUUCGGCCGAGGAGCGCGAAGCAUUUGGAAUUGCUUCGGUCGUUGGAGCAGAAGUAUCCUUGGGAGAAGAGUAAUGCAGAGGAUCUGAAAAAUAUCUAG